Suillus clintonianus is the source of this 1711-nucleotide messenger RNA. RefSeq names its product aldehyde dehydrogenase domain-containing protein. The record is from RefSeq and is a predicted model, not a curated record. Gene Ontology annotation, molecular function: aldehyde dehydrogenase (NAD+) activity. NCBI's taxonomy places the organism in Eukaryota, Fungi, Basidiomycota, Agaricomycetes, Boletales, Suillaceae. The coding region runs from base 13 to 1611 and encodes 532 amino acids. The transcript is spliced from 12 exons.
UAAGUAAGUACCAUGCGCGCACCGGCAGAUGGAAUCAAAGUAUCCCUGCAACGCAAAGGUCUCCUCUUUCAGGAUCACUACCGACGACCAGUAUCCUUUGUUCAAUGGAAAAACAAAUCUUCCUCAGCAACCAGGGAUCCAGAGAGAAUUAGUGUGACCAACCCCGCUAACGGGAAACAAUUGUGCACUGUCGAUGCAGCGUCGUCUGAAGAGGUUGAAUGGGCUGUAUCCAAUGCCCAAGCCACUUUUGACUCUGGAAUAUGGUCAAAGACUUCGUCAAUACAUCGCUCGUCCGUCUUGUCACGGCUAGCGGACUCUCUUCAGCGAUGCAUCCUUGACAUGGCCCAAAUAGAGACUCUGCAAACAGGGAGGCCUAUCCGGGAAAUGAACGCACAAAUGGCUCGUCUCCCAGACUGGCUGAGCUAUUAUGCGGCACUUUUACGUACGAACCAGGGAUUCGUUGUCCCUACUCAAGGGAAAUUGCUUAACUACAUUCAACGCGUUCCUCUGGGGGUCGUAGCACAGAUUACUCCAUUCAAUCAUCCUCUUUUUAUUGCCAUCAAGAAGAUUGCCCCGGCCCUUGCUGCUGGCAACAGUGUCAUUGUCAAGCCAUCUGAGCUCACCCCCAUAUCCCUACUGGAGUUUUCAAACCUAACUCAGGAAGCUGGUCUUCCUGACGGAGUUUUGACUAUCCUCCCUGGAUAUGGCCACUCAACAGGGAAGCAACUCGUAUCUCACUCACUCAUUCGAAAAGUCGACAUCACAGCUGGUACCCGGACUGGUCGAGCACUAGGAGCUAUUGUUGGCUCGAACCUCGCGGCAUUCACAGCCGAACUGGGAGGAAAGGCCCCAAUACUUAUCUUUGAUGAUGCGGAUGUUAUUUCUGCCGUCAAUGGUGUUGCAUUUGCAGCAUUCGUUGCGUCCGGUCAAACAUGUAUCUCAGGAACCCGCAUCAUCAUACAAGACAAUAUCUAUGAAUCUUUUAUGACAACAUUCCUUAAGAAAGUCGAGAGUAUCACACAACGAAUGGGUGACCCUAUGAACGAAAUAUGCUCUAUGGGCUCUAUCAUAUCUCUCCACCACCUGGAUAGAAUCGAUGACAUGAUAGCACAACGGCAGUCAGGCACAGUUCUAACGGGCGGAAAGCGAAUGUUGGGCAAGUCCCUCCUCGACGAUUUCGAUUUCUCUCGCGGGAGCUUCUACCCGCCCACCGUGAUCUCUGAUGUUGAUGUUAGUCAUGAAUUAUGGCAAGAGGAAAUUUUCGGCCCUGUGGUGGUCGUAAAAAAGUUCUCUACUGAAUCUGAGGGAGUCAAACUUGCCAAUGCCUCCAAGUACGGCCUGGGAGCGGGAGUCUGGACUCAGAAUCUGUCAAGAGCACAUCGUGUUGCUGCCAAUAUUGACGCUGGUCUUGUUUGGGUGAACACACAUCACCGCAACGAUCCCAGCUCUCCAUGGGGUGGCAUGAAGGAAAGUGGUAUAGGCCGGGAAAAUGGCAUGGAGUCAUUGGAAGCUUACUCUCAGAGCAAAUCAAUCAUCGUCAAUGUGGCACCGCCUGAUGAGUCUCGACAAACUGACGACUGGUUUAGCGGAGAACAGAAGCGAUAUGGCUAAUGUGAUGUUCGCGGUGGAGCAGUUUGUCAUGGCAUCUACAUACAGUGGUGGUAUGCGUAGGAUCAACUAGUGUACAUUAUUACCGCAGGAUACAUGUUUA